Messenger RNA from Cryptomeria japonica (Japanese cedar), 1495 nucleotides. RefSeq names its product GDT1-like protein 5. Gene Ontology annotation, biological process: Golgi calcium ion transport; manganese ion transmembrane transport; Golgi calcium ion homeostasis. NCBI's taxonomy places the organism in Eukaryota, Viridiplantae, Streptophyta, Pinopsida, Cupressales, Cupressaceae. The transcript has 12 exons. Bases 407 to 1111 code for a protein of 234 amino acids. Gene Ontology annotation, molecular function: calcium ion transmembrane transporter activity; manganese ion transmembrane transporter activity. The record is from RefSeq and is a predicted model, not a curated record. Gene Ontology annotation, cellular component: Golgi apparatus.
ACAAGCUGACCGAAGAAAUGAUAAUAUAAUUGUUUGGUUGGUUGUAUAGUGGACUGAGAAGCCAUAGCACGUGGGCUUCUUGAGAUUCUGACUUCUCUCGCUUAACUAAUUUAGAUUAUAUUCAAAUUCAUGCUUUUCAUUUAUGUUUGAUUUCACAGUCAAGCAACAGUGUUCAACGGAUUUGAAAUCGUAAAUUGUAGCGAAAUUUUGCAACCGUUCGUUUGGUCGAAUUUAAAUCAAAAUUCCUUUACUUUGAGGAAAUUCUGCUGACCCACUUAUGGAUUGGCACAAACUCAAGCAUCUUUUCCGCUAGCAUUCAAUGCUAUAGUCGAGUAAUCGGAUUGACUCGUCGGUAAGGUUGUUAGAAGAUAAGUAACUUGUCGACUGUUUCUUACCAGAGGUAACAAUGGGUGCCUCAUUAAUGGAGGCGUUUACGAAGUCACUUGCUAUGACAAUUCUUUCAGAGAUAGGGGACAAGACUUUUUUCGUGGCCGCAAUCAUGGCAAUGCGACAUCCUAGAAGAUUGGUUUUAGCUGGAUGCCUUGGGGCUCUCACUGUAAUGACUAUUAUCUCUGUAGUUUUUGGCUGGGCUGCACCAAACUUAUUAUCUCGGAAAUGGACUCAUGUUAUAACAACAGUUUUAUUCUUUGGAUUUGGAUUUUGGUCAUUAUGGGAAGGCAUCACAGAAGAAGGAGAGUCCGAAGAGUUGGCUGAGGUGGAAGCUAAGCUGUCCACUGAUUGGAAGGAUAAUGCACCUUCUAAGCAAGCAACAAUAAAAGGGAGUAAGGUUGAAGAUGAUAACAAAAAACAGCAGAGACCAUUCUUCACUCAAUUCUUUUCACCAAUUCUCCUUGAGGCAUUUUCCCUGACAUUUUUUGGAGAGUGGGGUGAUAAGAGCCAGAUUGCUACUAUUGGACUAGCUGCAGAUAUAAAUCCAUUUGGUGUGGUUCUCGGGGGCAUUUUAGGGCAGGCUUUGUGUACUUCUGCAGCUGUGUUUGGUGGCAAGAGUUUAGCAUCUCGUAUAUCUGAAAAGAUGGUUGCAAUUUCUGGUGGAAUUCUGUUUGUUGUUUUUGGGAUUCAGUGUCUAAUGAUGAAAGCUGAGAAUGCUUGAAGUAUCCACUCAUUUGUGGAUGUUGACUAGGGUUGACUUUUUUUGGUCAUUUCCUCUGGUCAUAUAUGUCCUUAAAGAGUUUAUUUGCCGGGACUUCAAUGCUGCAUUUUCAUGGCUAAAUUUUUCAUCAUAUGGGAUGAUACCAGUUAGAAUGCUGCAAUUCUUGCAAAGUAUGAUCUUUGGAAAAAUAAACACUUAAUGUUGCUAUUAUUCUCUCUUGGGCAACCCCUCUCCAUUUCAUUAAUUGCUACGCUAUUCAUGUAAUCCAAUUUCCAUUGGCAGCUAAGCACAUUAUUUGUUGCUUGAGAUUGAAUGGAUUCAACACUUUUCCAGCAAGAGUUUUAUUAAUGGGCAAUGAAUUUAUGAGUGUUUUUACUCCGUUUA